AUCGGUAACUCGGUGACUCAGUCACACACUAGAAGUCCAAUAGAGAAGACGGUCUGCUCUCCUUUGCUGCCUUUGUCACACCUUUCUUGACUGGGCAAUUAUCCUUAGAUAUGGAAACCCAAGACAAAUGCUUGUUUUGGCUUUGUGGGUCUGUGUUACUCGUGUUUUUACCCAUCGUUCUGAACUGCUGGAUUAUUCUACUAUGCGCUGGUAUGCUUACCUAUGAGGACUCUCUGGAAAACGCGAAUAAUCAAACAUUGGUGGAACCAGCUGACGAAAUCUGUCGUUUGAUGCUGGAAGUCUUGGGCGGCUCGGGAGCGACGGAAGGAGUGACCACCUCCUUGAACAACAUCAUCGCCAUGGCAGUCAUCUCCAUUUUUAUUGGAACGAACUAUAUUUGUCUGCUCUUCUGGAUCCACGUCAAGGGCAGGAUUUCACUACACUCGGAGAGACCGCUCGGGUACCUUCGUAAACGAAGGAUAUUCAAGUCGUGUGUGGUGGUUUUUACACUGAUGAUUCUCGUGGAUCUGUUCGGGGUGAUCACUUCAGGUGCGGUCGUCUUACGAGCUUCGCAAAAAGCUGGUGACAUCGCAAUCCACUCACAAGAGUCCUCGGCCGGAAAGAACUAUUCCAUCAAGGAAGAGGAAACUAGCUUCAUGUACCUGUACGUAACUGCCGUGCUUUUGGCCUGCUUUGUAGCUGCGGACGUUGUAAUUCUACUUAUUAAAUUGCGCACGAACAUCUUAUCCACGCGACCUGAUGAGGAUCAAUGGCAGUCACCCGAUGACCUCAUCCCAUAUUCAUAUGAUCUUCAGGCCCUAGGAAAUCCUCUACGACGUUGAAGAGAAAAGUAUCGUAAGAAAAGGGCAAAUAAGAUUCAGUAUACUGCAGUCAAGGAAGAAAUGUUUUUUAAGAAAUGGUGAAACUGUUAAGAGAAGUAAGAACGCCAAUUCUUAGGGUUCAAGAAAUCUUUUUCGUGAUCAAGUGAUUAAGCUUUAUGUUUUCGUUCUGUCGAAGUAGUCAAGGAAGGAAAACAACAUUACACUUGCUAAAUGAAGUUAAGUUUAAGUCUUGGUUCAGUUUUGUAAGCGAAGAGCUUUUGUCAGUGCGGUCAUUGUUGCGUUUUAUGUCUAGGCCAGUUUAGUCAAGUAUCACUGAUUAGCUUACUUAUGGAGAUCAUACUUUCUUUAUAAUUUUUAUGCUUUCGAAGACAUUUUUGUUAUUGUCACGGCCGGUCAGUCUUAUUUAACACUGACGCUUACCUUAACGGAGUCAAUGAUUGUUAUGUCUGGAAUCAUACUCUUCCAAAAGAGAUCAAUAGCCAUUCUGUUCUUUUAAUUGCGUUCUUGGCUUUUUGCCCACUGGGGAGAUUUACAUUAAUCUGCAUUCAGGCAUUUGCCACUGUCCUGGACUGAAUCACUUUGUCUCCAGCCAAGCUUCUACCAAAUGUCACUAAUCAUGAUUUUAAUAUAAAAUCAUCCUUUUGCCUCUGUGAUGACUGAUCAGUUUUGUACACAUCAUAUUUUCUUGUAGAUCACUGAUUAGUAUUACAAGCACAGUCAUACUGCUGUCAUUAUUUGUGCUGACAAUUGUUACACGUGUAACCAACUUUCUGUGGUUUUGCGUUUGCUAUCAUGCCUGUGUCAACUAUGUUACUUUCUACUUGGCCAUCAAGCCUGACUUCUCCACCUUCGACUCCCGAAACCUUGAAAGGCAAUAAUAGUUGAAGUGUUUCAAUGGUGAAAUUUUUUAUUCGCAUUAUUCUUAUGACUCUCACUCCUUUAUAUUUAUAUUACAAGUAUUGUUACCACCUUUCAUGAAAAAGUGACGUUAGCACUAUUAAUGUACAUUAACACCAAACUCAUAAUUCGUGAGUGUAGCAGAAGUAUCAUCAGCAUGUUUAUGGAUGGCAUCAGGGUGUUGUCAUCCAGCUUCCCGGAACAGCAAAAGACGUAAUCAUCCAUGUUCAGGUAAUAGCAAAAAGUUGUAAUCCUUGUCUAUGCAACAGCUAGCGAUGCAAAUAUUCAUGAAUAUGGCGCAAGGCAGUCAUUCCAGGUUGGAGUAUGUCUAAAUCGUGUAUCUGCAAAGGGCAAAACAAAGGAAUAGUAAAUAAGUUGUUUUACUUAAUAUUUUCGUUACCGUGACCACCAGUCAGCCUUUGAUCAAUCCUCAAGCUUACAAUAAAAAAGUCAGUGAUUAUUAUGUCUGGAAUCACUUUUCCAAGGGUAAUUAACAGUCAAUCUCAUUUAUUUGCUAUUCUGUCUUGAUCGCCUUUAGCUUUACACUGAGGGGUGAUCUUUGAUCGAUUGUAUGUUUACAGUCUUCAUGGCAGUGUAGUCAUUGUAAUUUAGCUUCUAUCGCUGUGUUACUAAUCAUAAUUUAAAGUUGAAAUCAUCCAUUUUGUCUAUGUGAUCAUUGAUCAUUAAAAAAUAUCACAUUUUCUUUUAGAUCUUUGAUUGAUCAUUACAAGUAUAGUCAUGCUCUUACCACUGUGUUGAAAGUUGGUACGCGUGCUACCCAAAGUCUUUAGUUAGACGUUUACUACAUAUUUUCGUUAACUAUUUUACUAUUUGCUUGGCCAUCAAGUCUGAAGUCUUCACCAUCGAUUCCUGAAACCUUCAAAUACUGCGGUCACGCUAUUAAUAGUUAAGUGUAUUAAUUUUAAAAUGUCCCAUCUCUAUUAUUCUUAUGACACUCAAUCACUAUAUUUAUAUUACUAGUUUUGCUAUCCAUUCAUUCAUGUGAAAUACUGACUGUUUACGCGCAUGAACUGUAAACCGUCAUAAUUCGUGAGGGUAGCUGAAGCAUUAUCAUCAUGUCUAUGGAAGGCAUCAGGAAUAAUUAUCAUUGUGUAAGCAAAACCAGAGGGCGUCGGUAUCGAAGUCUCCAAAGCACCAAAGGAUGUAAUCAUCUAUGUUUAUGGAGCAGCAAAAGUUGUUAUGCUUGUCUAUGCAACAGGUAGGGCUGUAAAUAUCUGUGAAUAUGGCGUAAAGCAGAUAUUCCAGGGUGAAGUUUGCCUAAAUGUGUGUGUUCUCGAAUGGUAAAAGGCUAAACAAAGGAAUAUGAAAUUUCUGAAGGGGUUAUACUCACAUCUUUAUUAAGUUGCAUUAUCUACAUCAGAGUUACUCAAUAUGCUUGUGCACGAAAAAAAGUGAAUGAUAUGUAAAUAAGUUCCUUGAAAGAUUGCAAAUUGUUUGGUUGUGUAUUCAUAUGUAACUUUGCAGGACUAGCAAAAAUAUAAG
Molecule: messenger RNA, 3242 nt
Organism: Macrobrachium nipponense
Lineage: Eukaryota; Metazoa; Arthropoda; Malacostraca; Decapoda; Palaemonidae
Exons: 6
Coding region: 111-842 (243 amino acids)
Source: RefSeq, a predicted model, not a curated record